GUCCUAUUGGAUGUUUGUUUGGGUCGAAGGGUAAGGGAUUUGCGACGUGAAAUCGAGUUCCGGGUGUGUGCACGUGGUACGACUCGGCAUGGCGCCUGAACCUUGGAACCGGCUGCACAUCCCUCGCCCAGCAAUUCAGUCUUUGGUGACUGUGCCCGUGGGAAAUGACACAGAAAAUCACAUUAAGGAAGUUAUUAAAAGAUCUAUUGCUGUCCAAACAUCAUUGAGGAGUUGUGCCCUGAAGACGGAGAUAGCUACCUUGCAUUCGCUAUUGUAUAUAUAUCACCACAGACUGUGCCUUCAUAAACCAUACUUGGCCUUAAAACAGGUUGGUCAGUGCAUAAAGCGUUUAGAAACUAUGGGCUUAGAGCGUUCAAUCGAGGAGAUGAUAGAGCUGUGUCCAAAGUAUAUUGGGAAGAAUGGAUCGCAGAUGACACAGAGUUGCUUGGUGCCCAGUCAACCCAUUAUUGAGGUAGUGUCUGUGAAGAUCUUGGGUGCCUGCAAGUUACUACUGCGACUCAUGGACUGCUGCUGUAAGGCCUUCCAUUUAUCUCUACAGCAUCUUUACCUUGAGGAAUUUAUGGUUCUAAAUGUAGUACUUGUUGGAUUGCUGAGCCGGUUGUGGGUUAUUUAUAUGGGCAUCCUAAAAAACUUAAUCUUUUUAUAUGAUGCACAGUUUCCACUGCAACAAGAGAUAUCCAAUUUUCAGAACAUGCCCUACAUAAAAGACUUUACCUUCCCUGCCAAGAUGGAAGAUUAUCUUGGACCCUUGUAUAGCAAAGUAUCCAAGAGAAAACUGCCCAAAUUAUUUUCCAAGAAAAAGCUGCCAAAAAUGUUAAAUCCGAUGUUUCAGUCUCACGAGUCUGAGGCAAACGCAAGCGAGCUGAUGGAACCAGCGAUAGUGGAAAUGCCUGAAACAAGAAAAAGUGUUACUGAUCUGGGGAGACCAGUAAAAUCUCGUACAUUUAAUGCAGAAAAGGUAGGAACAUUUGAUGUCAAAACGUUGCUUCAACCUCUGAAAUACAACAUAUCACAAGUAUCCCUUUCCAAACCUGGCGAUGAAGUGCUGGAUGUGCUGCCACACCGUAGACACAAAGCCAGGUGUUUAAAACCUCUUGUGCCUAAAGUUCAAAAAGCAGAGUGUUUCCAGGACCUGUGUGAGCAGCUUCAACUUGCAGCAACAUGGUGCAAAAGGAGACGUCUAACAGCAGCGGCCAUGUUCUUCAGAAAUAAAUAUCUGAAAAGCAAAAGACUGAAGCAUAUAGAAGCCCAAGGGUACAGCUUACAAAAUAAACUACAUCAUAUGAAAAAGUCCAUCUGUCACCGCUUGCAGCAAGGGACUCUAAAAGCAAAUCAUCGCUGCCCUCGUUUGAAAACUCAGCGCUUUCAAAACGCUUGGAAACCAAAGGUCACUCGCUCAAGGAGCUGCAAAUCUGCGAACUCUCGGAGAGGUCACAUUAUUUAUUCACAGCCCAAAACUGAAAGGACUUAUUUGGAAAAGCCUGUGUUGUGUUUAGAUCUGGGUCAUGGUGAUCAGGGGAUGUCAUCAGCAGUCACAAAUGUUGGCUUAACACCUUGUGUGCCAGAUGCCAGCAAUCAAAGUGCAGAUGGAAAAAUGAAAGACUGCAACCACAUGGAUGAUAUAGAUGAUAUAUUUUCAUCUAUUGGAGUCUAAUGCAGUAUUUGUUUAUAUCAUGCAACAAUAUUUUUUCUGUUUAAAUACAUAUUGUUCAAUACUAGAUUUUACCAUGAUGCGUUUUUUUUUGUUUAGUAAGGUUUAUCAUCAUUUUGGUUUGAAAUUCAGAUACAAGUGUUUAAAAAUAAACUCCUAAAUUUUAA
This is a messenger RNA of Spea bombifrons (plains spadefoot toad), 1839 nucleotides long. It is a transcript of the gene RMP64, whose product is annotated as nucleolus and neural progenitor protein. Gene Ontology annotation, cellular component: nucleus. Lineage: Eukaryota; Metazoa; Chordata; Amphibia; Anura; Pelobatidae. The transcript has 10 exons. Bases 89 to 1675 code for a protein of 528 amino acids. Gene Ontology annotation, biological process: positive regulation of Notch signaling pathway. The record is from RefSeq and is a predicted model, not a curated record.